AUGCGUAUCUGUCUGGCCUUCCUUAGCCUUCUCGGCCUGGCCUCAGCUGCUUGUCCGUAUGGCGCUGAGCCUGAGAUCAAUGGCCGUUCUGAUGCUUCAGAAAGUCUUGAGCAGCGUGGUGUACAAACCGAUGCAGACUUCCUCGAGCAAUUCGUGCUUGAUGAUUCCGAUUCAUUCAUCACGUCCGACGCGGGUGGCCCAAUCGAGGAUAAUCACAGCUUGAAGGCUGGCGAGAGAGGUCCGACACUUCUAGAGGACUUUAUCUUCAGGCAGAAGAUUCAACAUUUUGAUCACGAGAGGGUUCCGGAACGUGCUGUCCAUGCUCGCGGAGCAGGUGCUCAUGGAAUGUUCACUAGCUAUGGCAACUACAGUAACAUCACUGCAGCAUCUUUUCUUGCCCAGGCAGGAAAACAGACACCUGUGUUUGUUCGAUUCUCGACAGUAGCUGGUUCUAGAGGUAGUGCGGAUACUGCAAGAGAUGUUCAUGGGUUCGCUACUCGAUUCUAUACUGACGAGGGCAAUUUUGAUAUCGUCGGCAACAACAUUCCUGUCUUCUUCAUCCAAGAUGCUAUCCUCUUCCCUGAUCUGAUUCAUGCCGUCAAACCAAUGCCAGACAGAGAAAUCCCUCAAGCCGCAACAGCACACGAUUCUGCAUGGGACUUCUUCAGUCAGCAGCCAAGCUCUUUACACACACUAUUCUGGGCCAUGGCUGGCAAUGGCAUCCCUCGAUCAUUCAGGCAUAUGGAUGGAUUUGGCAUACACACUUUCCGUUUCGUGACCGACAGCGGUGAUUCGAAGCUCAUAAAAUGGUUUUGGAAGACCAAGCAAGGAAAAGCCAGCUUGGUGUGGGAAGAGGCGCAAGUUCUUGCGGGGAAGAAUGCGGAUUUCCAUCGUCAGGACUUGUGGGAUGCUAUUGCUUCUGGCAAUGGUCCCGAGUGGGAACUAGGCGUUCAAAUUGUUGAUGAGGCUGACGCUUUGUCAUUUGGAUUCGAUCUCUUGGAUCCGACGAAAAUAAUUCCCGAAGAACUCGUCCCUGUCACAUUGAUUGGGAAGAUGCAGCUUGAUACCAAUCCUACCAAUUAUUUCGCAGAAACAGAGCAAAUCAUGUUCCAACCGGGUCACAUUGUCCGUGGUAUCGAUUUUACAGAAGAUCCUUUGUUGCAAGGGCGCAUCUACUCUUACCUUGACACGCAACUGAAUCGUCAUGGUGGGCCCAAUUUCGAGCAACUCCCCAUCAACCGGCCCCAUGUCCCGAUCCACAACAACAACCGAGAUGGAGCUGCUCAAAAUUAUAUCCACCUGAACACCGCUGCUUACUCGCCCAACACGCUCAACAACGGCAAUCCCAAAGAAGCCAACCAAACAGUCGGAAACGGUUUCUUCACCACCCCGGGCCGCACCGUGAUGGGAAACCUCAUGCGUGCCACGUCUUCCACUUUCUCUGACGUCUGGUCCCAGCCUCGACUGUUUUUCAACUCCUUGAUUCCAGUUGAACAGCAAUUCCUCAUAAACGCAAUGCGUUUCGAAGUCUCGCAUAUCCAAUCCGCAAUUGUUAAGGCGAACGUUAUCAUUCAACUCAACCGUGUGUCAAACGAUCUCGCCAAACGAGUUGCCGAAGUGAUUGGAGUCGCCGCUCCAGCUCCUGAUCCAAUGUUCUAUAACAAUAAUAGCACCAAGUUUGUCACCAUCUUUGGCAACCCGUUGCUUACUAUCGCUACUUUAAACGUUGGUGUCUUAGCUAGCAUCAAAUCCUCCGACUCACUCUCACAAGCAGCUUCACUUGCGCAGAGCUUUCAGGGUGCCGGUGUGAAUGUUAUCGUUGUGGGUGAGAUCCUUCAAGCGGGUGUCAAUCAAACCUACAGCGCUGCAGACGCAACGGGCUUCGAUGGCAUCAUUGUGGCUUCCGGUGCAGAAUCUUUGUUUACGAAUGGGUCUUCGAGCACCUUCUUCCCAGCCGAUAGACCUUUGCAGAUCUUGACUGAUGGGUAUCGAUGGGGUAAACCAGUUGGUGCUUUGGGGAAUGCGAGCUCGGUGUUGAAGCUCGCUGGUGCCACAACUACGCCGGGUGUUUUCACGGGUGUUGAUGUCGGUUCAUUCGUCACUAGCUUUGAAGGAGGACUGAAGACCUUCAAGUUCAUUGAUAGGUUCCCUAUCGACAGCUAGGGGGAGGGUGGGGUAAUUAUGGUACUUUAUUACUAGUAGAACCUGAGACUAUUGUUUGCGCUACAAUGUUCUCUGUUUGUUUCCGUUCUUUCAGUUCUUUGCCAAGUCCGUCAGUAGAGGAAAGAUCGGGGUCCCGAAUCCAGUGACGGGGUCCC
This is a messenger RNA of Mollisia scopiformis, 2318 nucleotides long. Its product is annotated as catalase-domain-containing protein. The transcript is spliced from 7 exons. Gene Ontology annotation, biological process: response to oxidative stress; hydrogen peroxide catabolic process. Gene Ontology annotation, cellular component: cytosol. The record is from RefSeq and is a predicted model, not a curated record. Bases 1 to 2163 code for a protein of 720 amino acids. Lineage: Eukaryota; Fungi; Ascomycota; Leotiomycetes; Helotiales; Mollisiaceae. Gene Ontology annotation, molecular function: heme binding; catalase activity.